Auanema sp. JU1783 is the source of this 726-nucleotide messenger RNA. Lineage: Eukaryota; Metazoa; Nematoda; Chromadorea; Rhabditida; Rhabditidae. The record is from the annotation of a GenBank genome assembly.
AUGCAAAACGUUCAAUCCGGACUUCAAGAUGAGAUCAACUUCUGCAGAACUCGUGCUGACUCUCUCAGAGGAGAAUACACCAAGAUUGAGGCAAUUGCCAAGCCACAACGUGAGAAGCGUCAAGCUUAUCAAUGCUGCUCUUGCGGAAUGGGACCAGCUGGACCAUUAGGAAACCCAGGACAAGACGGUGCCCCAGGAAUGGAUGGACGUCCAGGAGCUCCAGGACAGCCAGGACCUGACGCACAAGCUGAUCGCGGACAACCAAAACCAGAAGAUUUCUGCUUCGAAUGCCCAGUUGGACCAGCUGGACCACCAGGAGAACCAGGACCAAAAGGACAACCUGGAAACCCAGGAGCUGGAGGAGAACAAGGACCACCAGGAAGAGGAGGUGCUCCAGGAGCCCCAGGACCACAAGGACCACCAGGAGAACCAGGAAACGACGGAAUCCCAGGACGUCCAGGAGCUCCAGGACAAGUUCGCACCGUUCCAGCUCCACCAGGUCCACCAGGACAACCAGGAGAUCAAGGACCACAGGGACCACCAGGAGAAGACGGAAGACCAGGAAACCCAGGACAAGCCGGUCCACCAGGAUCCCCAGGAGACUGCGGUCAAGACGGAACUCCAGGAAACCCAGGAGCCCCAGGAGAAGGCGGAGAGCCAGGACACGACGGACCAAAGGGAGGUUGCGAUCACUGCCCAGUGCCAAGAACUGCUCCAGGAUAUUAA